ACAAAUCAACCCAUCUUUUUUAUUUUUCUGCUCCCAUUCCUCCUUCUAUAUACCUUCAUCUAAGGGAGGUGGUGCGCACUUUCUUAUCCUAUCCCCCCAUGGAGAAGAAUAGCAGCGAGAAAGAGACGCACGACUUCAUGAGCGUGGACUCCUUCUCCCAGCUCCCCUUUAUACGCCCGGCGCCCGUUAGAGAGAGGGGCAUUCGCCUCUUCGGCAUCGAGUUCGGCAGCAGCACGGCGCCGUCUCCAGAGUCCGAGCCCACGCCCGACGCUACCGUGCGCCACGACGCGAAGGACGCCACCGAGGACAGCGGCCGCAAGUUUGAGUGCCACUACUGCUGCCGCAACUUCCCGACUUCACAAGCCCUAGGUGGCCACCAGAACGCCCACAAGCGCGAGCGCCAGCACGCUAAACGUGCGCACCUCCAGUCCGCCCUAGCGCACAAUAGCCUCCCGGAGGGACACGUGUACGGCUACGGCCUCACCAAUUACCAAAGGCUCGGUUCUGCACCGACCGCACCCGGAGCGUACAAGGUCGGCCGCGGCUUCGAGCCGCCCACAUCCCCUCCUUCCUACUCUUCCUGGAACAACCGGUAUUACGGGGGACACGUGUCCAUCUCCCACCAGCAGCCCAUCAACGGCAGCCCCUUAUCGGGGUUGUGGAGAAUCCCAGCCGUCCAACCCAGCAGCAACCCUCACAUCGGGCUCAAUCGCGACCGUCAGUCCGCUCACCCGCUGCCCUUGCUCUCGGCGGGAGAGGAAGGAAGACCGUCGUCCGUUGGUGGGCCAUCGCAGAGCCGACACGUGUACGAUGCAGGAGCGGGCACCGUACAUGACCAUGAAACAAUCCUACACAUGCCCUUCCUAUUACUAAUUUCUAUGAAAAUAUCAAAGAACGUAGAAACCAUUCGCACUACCGGAGCAGGUUAGCGUUUUUAGGAUAGGAGGGACGAGGAUCUUUCUGUAAAUAAAUUUGAAAGUAUUUACAAAAAACAACCUUUUUUUUGUAAACCUGCAUUGCACUGUUUUCUUUCAUUCAACGACGUUCAUUUUCGCUUUAGAGACGAGAAUACAAGCACUAUAAGGGUAUUUCCGUAAAUAAAUUCGAGAGUAUUUUCAAAAUAGAGCUUCUUGUUUGUAA
This is a messenger RNA of Magnolia sinica, 1140 nucleotides long. Its product is annotated as zinc finger protein 8-like. Gene Ontology annotation, molecular function: DNA-binding transcription factor activity. The record is from RefSeq and is a predicted model, not a curated record. Gene Ontology annotation, biological process: response to gibberellin; trichome differentiation; trichome morphogenesis. The coding region runs from base 99 to 929 and encodes 276 amino acids. Lineage: Eukaryota; Viridiplantae; Streptophyta; Magnoliopsida; Magnoliales; Magnoliaceae. The transcript is spliced from 2 exons.